This is a messenger RNA of Syngnathus typhle (broad-nosed pipefish), 2794 nucleotides long. RefSeq names its product platelet-derived growth factor C-like. The coding region runs from base 443 to 1588 and encodes 381 amino acids. Gene Ontology annotation, molecular function: platelet-derived growth factor receptor binding; growth factor activity. NCBI's taxonomy places the organism in Eukaryota, Metazoa, Chordata, Actinopteri, Syngnathiformes, Syngnathidae. Gene Ontology annotation, biological process: platelet-derived growth factor receptor signaling pathway; positive regulation of MAP kinase activity; positive regulation of protein autophosphorylation. Gene Ontology annotation, cellular component: membrane. The record is from RefSeq and is a predicted model, not a curated record. The transcript is spliced from 7 exons.
UCUGUCCGGCACCUGUUGAGCGGCCAGUCUCUCACACAAAGCGAGAAAGCGCAGAAGAGCCACUUUUAUGGAAUACAGCACAACUCCAACCCGAGUGGAAGAUGACGUCUUUUCACGCACACUUUUGAGCCAGAGCACCUCUUUGAUCCCUGGAUUAUUUUAUUAAUCAUUGUAGUUAGUUUUUAAAACAUGUUUACCCUUUUUUGAUCACUUUGCGUUCUGUCUGGUUUUUUAAUCACAUCUUUUUAAACAAUUUUUUAUUACUAUAUAUAUUGACAUUUUGGGCAAAGUUUUUCACAUUCCUCCAAGCGAAUUGAUGGUGAAGAUUAUGCGGAUACUAGCGCGCGUCCGAGCGCCGAAGCAGCACCGGUGCCCCUGCUGAUCCCCGAGUCCCCCCAGUCCCCCGGAAGCCUCUGCCACACCACCACUCCAACUCAUCCAAAUGAUCCCUCCAUCAUUCCUCAUCCUUCUCGCGUGGCUUCUGCAACCAAGUGGCUCAGAGGCUCAGUCAAGUCAUGUCAGCAAAUUUCACCCUCCAGGCGGCAAGGAGCAGAACGGGGACCGCCAUUUUGGCCAAUACCGUCCUCUGCUGUUGACUGACAUUGACGUCACAACUGCCCUCAGGCUCGCAUUGCGAAUGUCACGUGACCUAAACCAGAAAACGGGAGUGCAGGAGUCCCAUCAGGAGAAGGUGAUCGCAGUGUCUGGUGAAGGGACGAUCCAUAGCCCGGAUUUCCCUCACAUUUAUCCCAGGAACAUUGUGAUGGUGUGGAGACUGGUGGCGGCGAGCAACAUGAGGAUUCAGCUUUUCUUUGACGAGCGGUUCGGCUUGGAAGACCCCGAGGACGGAAUAUGCAAAUACGACUUUGUGGAGCUGGAGGAUCCGAGCGACGGGAGCAUCCUGGGCCGCUGGUGCGGGUCGCAAGCGGCCCCCGCGGCCCACCUCUCCAAAGGCAAUCGGGUCCGCGUACGCUUCGUUUCGGACGAGUACUUCCCAUCCGAGCCGGGCUUUCUCAUCCGCUACGCCAUCCAGCCGGCGAUUCCAGCAGAAGCCGAAUCUCCGGACCUGCAGGAGCUGUCUGCGGCUGUGUCAGGCCUGCGGACGGUGGAAGAGGUGAUGAAAUACUUGGAGCCCGAGCGCUGGCGGCUGGACAUGGACGAUUUAUAUAAACCUACGUGGCACGUUCUUGGCAAAUCCUUCAUCCAUAACAAGAAAGUCAGGGGAGGAGCGGACCUCAACCUGCUUUGGGAGGAAGCUCAGCUGUACAGCUGCACGCCGCGCAACCUUUCCGUGUCACUGCGUGAGGAGCUCAAGCGGACCGACGCCAUUUUCUGGCCCAGCUGCCUUCUGGUGAGGCGUUGCGGCGGGAACUGCGCCUGCUGUGCAAACCGUUGCUACGACUGCCAGUGCCAGCCCGCCCGCGUCACCAAGAAGUACCACGAGGUUCUGCUGCUGAAGCACCGCAGCGGAGGCCGAGGCCUGCAGAAGUCCAUGACCGACGUGGCCUUGGAGCACCAUGAGGAGUGCACGUGCGUGUGCAAGGACGCCGAUAACGCCAACAAUAGCACACCCGUCGGACACGAUUAACGCCAAAUUGGACAAGGAAAGUAAAACCAAGAUGGGGACGGGUUCAAUCUCCGGAACGUCGUGGAAUAAAUACUGAGACUACAAAUUCCACCCGACUAUCUGGAGUGUUCGAAGACAAUUUGAGAUAAGGACUUGCCUAUUCUUCACCUUUUUGGGGGCUGAUAGUGUCAUGGAAAAUGGGAGCUUCUUUUGUUCAAGUGCUUUUGCUACACUUGCCCCUCCAAAAGUAUUGAAACCCCUUUAUUAUUGCGUACACUGCCUUGACAAUUGGAUUUGACAUCAGCAUUUUUUUAUAUUAGAUAAAAAGUAAAUAAAUGAAAACGCCACGACUGGAGUGGAUAUAAAAAGGUGACACACCCCUGUUCACACAAAUUUAAAAACUAGACAAAUAAUUUUAAAACCUUUUCUACCAAUAAUGUGACUCCAGAAAAGCAGUGAAGUACAAAAAAUGUGGUUGCACAUGUGUGCACAACCUCUUAUAACUGGAGAUGUGGUUGUGUUUGGAAUUGGACAAUUGUUGCCUCUGAUAAAUGCGAAUGAAGUUUGGAUGUUCUAGAAGGCGCGUUCUGAUAAUGGAGUGAAGGAAAAGCCUACUAGAACAACUGAACUUUAAAUGAGAUCAAUGAGCAGUUCUUUAAGUGGCAGUGACUCCCAUUUAACGUGAGUUUGAAUGUGAUCAGCUAAUUCUGAGUGGAGCAACUGUUAUGAGUGUGGACACGUGUGCAGACAUUUUUUUCCCCUCAGUCGAGUAUUAUAGGUUUUUAAUUUUAAAUUAACACAAUUUGGAUAUUUGUCUUUUAUUAUGUAAAUAUUUUUUUUAAAAAUUGUAAAAUAGAAUUGGAUAAAGAACACAGCCCGAUGGUUCCAAUACUUUUGGUGGGUUUUGAUAAUCCAAAAGCCUCCUUCGUGUGUAAAUAUUCCAUUUGCAAUUCUUUUCCUUGCUGAGGUGCCUUUUUUCCUACCAAAGAGACUGUGGUUGCUUCAUCUGAGUCACUUACACAUUUCAAGUAUUUAUUUCCUUGGCAAAAAAGACAUUUAACAUUUAAUGUCAUUGUACAGAUAGAUUUGCCUCCAUUUUCUGCCUGUAUAAUUAUUUUAACGUGUUUUUCAUUCACUCAUGUUCAGUUAUUUAUCUACUGUCUCCUCUCCCUCUACAACUGUUAUUUUAUUGUACUGAAAUUCUGAAAUAAAGUCUUUCAUUUCUUA